AUGUCAGCGCUCUCCAACAGCAGGAUGUCUGCAGCUGGCCCGGUCCGCAGUACCCGCCUGAAGAAAUUAAGGGAUCAGUUGAUGUCUGAACUGCAUGAACACCACUGGGGAAUAGUAAAGAUGAAAUCCCUCGCCAGAAGUUUAUUCUGGUGGCCAGCAGUAGAUGAGUGCAUUGAACAGGAAGUCAGUGAGUGUACCAUUUGUCAAAAGCAGCGUAGUAUGCCUUGUACUGCACCAGUGCAUAAAUGGAAAUGGGCUGCCAGCCCCUGGGAGAGAAUCCAUCUGGACUUUGCAGAGGACCACAAGCAGAUGUUUCUGCUAGUCAUGGAUGCCUAUGCUAGAUGGCCAGAGAUUAUUCCUAUGCAUAAUACUACUUAAGUUAAAACCACUGAAACACUGAGACAUUUAUUUGCUGCUUAUGGUUUACCAAAAGAAGUUGUAACAGAUAACGGUCCUCAGUUUGUUUCACAAGAGUUUGAGUCAUUUCUAAAAAAACAUGGAGUGCAGCACAUUAAGUCACCUGAAUACCACCCUGCCAGCAAUGGGUUAUUAGAGCGUUUAGUCCAAAAUCUUAAAACGUCACUAGCAAAGAAUCAAGCCGUAGGUGGUAUGACACUUGAGCACUGUGUUGCAAAUUUUCUUUUAGGGUACCGAAACACACCCCAUACAACUACAGGGAAAACUCCCGCUGAGUUAUUUCUAAAAAGACAGGUUCGAACAAGACUGUCACUGAUCAGACCCAGUUCUCUCUGAGAAUGCAAAACAACACAGAACCAUCUCGUCCAUGUUAGAGUUUUCACAGUUGGUCAACCUGUAUUGGUAAAGAAUUACAGGGGAGGAGAGAAGUGGUUGAAUGGAGUUGUACAAGAAAUCUUGGGUCCUGUAACUUACAGUGUGGAAGUGAAUGGGAAGUGUGUUAAAAGACAUGUAAAUCAGAUUCUGGGUGUAAAUGGAAAUCCAGCUCAUUUGACACAAACAGACUCUGGUACUGGAAACUUUUGGAAUGAUGAUGAUCUCGAUACAACCAAAGGUGUGGAUCAACAGAUGGAAGAAAAAACUGUUGGGAAUCAACCAAUAGAUGUGCCAUCAACUACAGUCGAAAGGAACACUCGUCCAGUGAGGAACCGGCGACCUCCUGAUAGACUGAACUUGAAACUGCAACUCUAAAUGAGGGUUUAAAAAAGAGAAAGUGUUUCUUGAUUUCUGUUAUAUUGAUAAAGAAAAAAAAGGUGAAAGAUGUUUCACUGAUUGAGAAAUAUUGAUUUUACAGAGGAGGAGCUGUGGUGUUCCAGACACAGAAAAGAAUGAACCUCUAGAUUUAAGAUUGUUACACACUUUUGAUAUGAUUAUGCUCCUAUGAGUUGGAGGCUGUUUGGUUGUAAAUGUGCAGAUAAAAGCAAUAUAACAAAUCGCCAUUGGUGGUGCUGUUGCUGUGCACAAGAGAUGUGAGCUGGACCUGUAAA
Molecule: messenger RNA, 1463 nt
Organism: Poecilia latipinna (sailfin molly)
Lineage: Eukaryota; Metazoa; Chordata; Actinopteri; Cyprinodontiformes; Poeciliidae
Exons: 2
Biological process (GO): DNA integration
Molecular function (GO): nucleic acid binding
Source: RefSeq, a predicted model, not a curated record